AUUUCCGCUGCCAGUGUUUACCUUGAUGGCGCCAGAAGGCUCUAGAUUCUUCUUCCUUCCUAGCGCUUCAUCUGCAGUACCUGCGAUUGCGGUGCCGGAUGCUUCACAAGAUAAAUAGAGCGAAAUAGGGUGAACGUGAGCUCGGUGACAUCGAGGGCAUUUUUUCUAAAGGAAUUAUCUCAUUUUAUCAGUAAGCAAUCAAGUUCCAACAACCCAGGGACAUAUUUGCUGACGUCACAUGCGGGCUUAUAGAGAUUUAACUAAACGCUGACAGCAAUGGGAAUUAAAUGGGUGUGUAUCCACCACAUUGCAUCUCAGCUAGCUGUGCGGUUUGUUGAAUCCGUCAAACCAUCACAGUCCUUGGCAAAUCCAUAGUAUCCUUCUAGUAACAGAAACUAACUCGCCGCAAGAUGCCACGUCGACAAUCGCGUCCUGGAUCGUCCUCGCGCGAUACCAAUCGCACUUCCUCACCCAAACCAACAAACACAUCGAAAUCUUCGCCGGCCCAACCUCACACGGCAGAACAAUCGAAAGAGGCACCAAAAUUAACUAACCUUCCAGCGCCAGGUUCCGGAAUGUUCGCUCAAAUGGCUGCCACGGCCGGUGGCGUUGCCAUCGGUUCCGUGCUGGGCCGUGCCUUGGGCGGACUAUUCGAACGAUCCGGCACUGAAACGCAGAAGGAAGAAAAUGCAGAAUCCAUCGAGGCAAAGGUUCACACCGAUGCGAGAGGAAAGGUCGCGGUUAACGAACAUGAACUAGCGUCCGAUGAUUGUAACUGGGAAAUUAAACAGUUUCUGGCCUGCAUCGAUGAACAGCGAGACGCGAAACUGUGCGAAGGAUUUAAGGAAGCGAUGCAUCAGUGCAAGUUGAAGAAAUCAUUGGAAAUUACGAAGCAUUAAAUACCAUUAUUCAAAUUAUAACUUGAUAAUUUUGCUCUCUCUUGUCGCUGAAACGUGUUUGCCUGAAAUGUGCUCCCACGUGUUUAGCGGUUGCUUUCAAAGCCUCCAUCGAA
Anopheles darlingi is the source of this 1012-nucleotide messenger RNA. Its product is annotated as hemiasterlin resistant protein 1-like. The transcript has a single exon. Gene Ontology annotation, biological process: mitochondrion organization. The record is from RefSeq and is a predicted model, not a curated record. The coding region runs from base 411 to 899 and encodes 162 amino acids. Gene Ontology annotation, cellular component: nucleus; mitochondrion. NCBI's taxonomy places the organism in Eukaryota, Metazoa, Arthropoda, Insecta, Diptera, Culicidae.